Coturnix japonica (Japanese quail) is the source of this 940-nucleotide messenger RNA. It is a transcript of the gene TP53RK, whose product is annotated as TP53 regulating kinase. Gene Ontology annotation, cellular component: EKC/KEOPS complex; cytosol; nucleus. Gene Ontology annotation, biological process: protein phosphorylation. Gene Ontology annotation, molecular function: protein serine/threonine kinase activity; ATP binding. NCBI's taxonomy places the organism in Eukaryota, Metazoa, Chordata, Aves, Galliformes, Phasianidae. The record is from RefSeq and is a predicted model, not a curated record.
GCGCAUGCGCAGUGUUGGCAGGGCGCAGUAAUGGCGGCGGCGCACGGCGUGGGCACGGACACGGACAUGGCUGGGGCGGGGGAUGGGGCCGGGCCGGGCGCACCGGGCCACGGUGUGGGUGAGGUGCCGCCACCGCUGCCGGGGCUGCAGCUGGUGCAGCAGGGCGCAGAGGCUCGUGUUUACCGGGGCAGCUUUCUGGGCCGGCAGGCCGUGGCCAAGCUCCGCUUCCCCAAGCGCUACCGGCACCCGGCGCUGGAGGAGCGGCUGAGCCGGCGGCGCACGGCGCAGGAGGCGCGAUCCCUGCUGCGCUGCAGGCGGGCAGGGAUCCCCGCUCCCGUGGUUUAUUUCGUGGAUUACGUGUCCAACUGCAUCUAUCUUGAAGAUAUUAUCGGUGCCAUCCCUGUUCAGGAUCACAUCUACAACGUGCAGCGCAGCGGUGGUGAUGCCAGCAGCCUCCUGGGGCUGGCGGAGAAGAUGGGCCAGCUGCUGGCCAGGAUGCACGACGAGGACCUCAUCCACGGGGACCUCACCACGUCCAACGUGUUACUGCGGCCGCCCGUGGAGCAGCUGGACUUGGUGCUGAUUGACUUUGGGCUCAGCUUCAUUUCGGGUCUUCCCGAGGAUAAAGGAGUCGAUCUGUACGUGCUGGAAAAGGCCUUUCUUAGUACCCACCCCGAUACAGAAACUGUGUUUCAGGCUCUGUUACAGAGCUAUGCGGCCGCAUCGAAGAAAUCCGGCCCAGUGAUCAAACGGCUGGACGAGGUGCGGCUCAGGGGGAGGAAGAGGUCCAUGAUCGGGUAACAGCAGGCGGCGAUGGAGAAGUGUUCCCUCUUGGUUCUGUUAUUUAUACACCCAGUUACACUUAUUGCGCAGAUUCAUAUUUUGAUAAUGGCGUCUGGUAUGAAAUAAAUCGGAUCGUGUUUCUAACCGUUGUGAAGUA